AUGACGAUGGAAGCGUUGCUGACACCCAAAACGCCGAAUAUGCCAACGGGACCCGUACAAACUACACAGAACUCCUACUCCGGCACCCAACGAUACUGUACGGCUCCGAAUGUGGAUAUUGGAGAGUCGAAAACCAAUUUAAUCAUCAAUUAUCUACCACAAGGAAUGACACAAGAAGAAGUCCGGUCCCUUUUUACAAGUAUAGGAGAAAUUGAAUCCUGUAAACUGGUUCGGGACAAAGUAACAGGCCAGUCCCUUGGUUACGGUUUUGUUAAUUACGUACGAGAAGAGGAUGCCCUGCGUGCGGUCAGCUCGUUCAACGGUCUUCGGUUGCAGAAUAAAACGAUCAAGGUCUCCUAUGCACGACCGUCAAAUGAUCAGAUCAAAGGAUCGAAUUUGUAUGUGUCCGGAAUUCCGAAAUCGAUGACGUUACACGAGUUGGAGGGCAUUUUUCGACCGUUUGGACAAAUUAUAACAUCGAGGAUUUUAUCGGAUAAUGUUACUGGUCUCUCAAAAGGAGUGGGAUUCGUGCGAUUCGACAAAAAAGACGAGGCAGAUACGGCGAUCAAAACGUUAAACGGAAGUAUACCAACAGGAUGUUCCGAACAGAUUACUGUAAAAUUCGCGAAUAAUCCGGCUAGCAACAAUCCGAAAGGAUUAUUAGGCGAGCUGGAGGGAUUACAACAGGCAGCAACGACACUCGUUCCAUUGAGCACGAUUUUGGGAGCACCGACGUUAAGGGCAGCCGCUGGAGGAAUCGGACCAAUGCAUCAUACGCCGAUUACUUCGAAAUAUAGAUACUCUCCAAUGGGUGCAAUCACCGCAGUCUCUCAACCAACAGCCACCCUCCCAGCCGACUACCUUACAACAUCAGCUCUUCUUCAAAUGUCUCAACUGAAUGCCCUAGCUGGAUUAACGCCAUUCACAGCGACCGCGGUUCCAGACUUCACAGCUUCCCUUCUAGCCCAUCAGCAACAACAGCAAGCGGCGGCCCAACAACAAGUCGCACAGACUGCAAGUCCUCCAGCAGCCAACGGAGCUGGAAUCGCUGCUCAUGCUCAGCUAUCGGCACUGUCGGCUAGUGUAGCUGCCACGCUACCGCCAUCAGAUACUGCGGGAUACUGUCUUUUUGUGUAUAAUCUAGCGGCGGAUACGGAUGACACACUGCUAUGGCAGCUGUUUUCACAGUUUGGCGCGAUUUUGAAUGUUAAGGCAGAUACGGCGAUCAAAACGUUAAACGGAAGUAUACCAACAGGAUGUUCCGAACAGAUUACUGUAAAAUUCGCGAAUAAUCCGGCUAGCAACAAUCCGAAAGGAUUAUUAGGCGAGCUGGAGGGAUUACAACAGGCAGCAACGACACUCGUUCCAUUGAGCACGAUUUUGGGAGCACCGACGCUAAGGGCAGCCGCUGGAGGAAUCGGACCAAUGCAUCAUACGCCGAUUACUUCGAAAUAUAGAUACUCUCCAAUGGGUGCAAUCACCGCAGUCUCUCAACCAACAGCCACCCUCCCAGCCGACUACCUUACAACAUCAGCUCUUCUUCAAAUGUCUCAACUGAAUGCCCUAGCUGGAUUAACGCCAUUCACAGCGACCGCGGUUCCAGACUUCACAGCUUCCCUUCUAGCCCAUCAGCAACAACAGCAAGCGGCGGCCCAACAACAAGUCGCACAGACUGCAAGUCCUCCAGCAGCCAACGGAGCUGGAAUCGCUGCUCAUGCUCAGCUAUCGGCACUGUCGGCUAGUGUAGCUGCCACGCUACCGCCAUCAGAUACUGCGGGAUACUGUCUUUUUGUGUAUAAUCUAGCGGCGGAUACGGAUGACACACUGCUAUGGCAGCUGUUUUCACAGUUUGGCGCGAUUUUGAAUGUUAAGAUCCUUCGCGACAUCUCCCAAAAAUGCAAGGGCUACGCGUUCGUCUCGAUGAGCACCUACACAGAGGCCUAUAAUGCAAUGGUGUCUCUGAAUGGAACAAAUUUGGCUGGAAAACCCCUCCAAGUCGUUUUCAAAUCCUCCACACCAUAUCGUGCCUAA
Caenorhabditis briggsae is the source of this 2031-nucleotide messenger RNA. It is a transcript of the gene Cbr-exc-7, whose product is annotated as Protein CBR-EXC-7. The record is from RefSeq and is a predicted model, not a curated record. Gene Ontology annotation, cellular component: ribonucleoprotein complex. The coding region runs from base 1 to 2031 and encodes 676 amino acids. The transcript is spliced from 9 exons. Gene Ontology annotation, molecular function: RNA binding. Lineage: Eukaryota; Metazoa; Nematoda; Chromadorea; Rhabditida; Rhabditidae.